UGAAUUUUUCAAAUUUUCUAUGCCAAAAGUGAAAAUUUGCAGACAAAGAAAAAUUGGCUCAGGGAGAGCGAGUACAGAGUCAGCUAGUAGUUGCCUUAUCUACUUCGCUAGAAUUCUAUAGAGCGCCUGCUCACUAGAAAGCAGAAAUGUUGAGUUUCUCCAGCGCAACUUUUCUCCCAAAGCCGUUAUCUGCAAUCCCCAAAUCAAGCUUUUCCGGCAUUCCAAUCCGCCACACAUGUCCUCUUCCAAUUCGAGUACCUGCUCAAAGGACACGGUCGUUUUCUGGAUACGCAGUAGUAAUGAUGGCGAAGAGAGAAGAAGAACUGAAGGAAAUCAGAGGCCUGAGUACUGAGCAAAUAAAUGAAGAGGUAAUUGAUCUUAAAGGCGAGCUCUUUAUGCUUCGGCUUCAGAAAUCGGCCCGCAACGAGUUCAAGUCCAGCGAAUUUCGCCGAAUGCGCAAAAGGAUUGCUCGCAUGCUUACUGUUAAACGGGAAAGAGAGCUUGAGGAGGGGAUCAACAAGAGGUUGUCAAGAAAGUUAGACCGACAAUGGAAGAAAAGCAUUGUAGUGAGACCACCUCCAUCUUUGAAGAAGUUGCAAGAGGAAGAGGCAGCUGCAGAAGCUGAGAAAUCUGCAUAAGUAAAUGUUUGCAUUUUGUAGUUCCAUGAUACGGACUGCUCAUUUCUUUGCUUAACUUUCAGCUUUUUAUGUUAGACCAUUUUUGUAUAAUUUCAUGUCUGGUUUUUGGUUCUCAA
This is a messenger RNA of Jatropha curcas, 754 nucleotides long. RefSeq names its product Ribosomal L29 family protein. Gene Ontology annotation, cellular component: ribosome; chloroplast. NCBI's taxonomy places the organism in Eukaryota, Viridiplantae, Streptophyta, Magnoliopsida, Malpighiales, Euphorbiaceae. The record is from RefSeq and is a predicted model, not a curated record. Gene Ontology annotation, molecular function: structural constituent of ribosome. Gene Ontology annotation, biological process: translation.